AUGCCGCCCAAGAGUGCAUCUGCCAGUGCUGAAGUCGCACGUCUAAUUUCCAAACGAGAAAUGUAUUUUUCCAUUAUACAGAAGACGUAUGACUUGAGCAGAGAUGUGGAAGAUGCGUCAAAAUUAAAUAUCAAUGACAGAUGGUCGGCAAUUAAGAGACUGAAUCUUUGUUCGAAUUGCCUGGGUCAUAAACGUAACAGUCCGUGUCAUUCUAAGAAAACAUGUCUGUAUUGCAAUACCAAACAUCAUACUUUAUUACAUUCAAAUAAUUGUGUUGACAAUACAAAACAAUUUCCAACAGAUAUUCCUUCCAAAAAUUCGACACAGAAAAGUUUCGAUUCCAAUCAAAGUAAUACUUUAUGCGUUGUAAAUGAAUUAGAUUUAUCACUUCAUAUAAAUCUUAUGCCGACCGCAACUGUUUAUGUUUUGGCAACAGGUAUUAAAACUAGUCCGUUACGUGUCAUUAUUGAUACCGCAAGCGAUCGCAACUAUGUGACUGAGUCAUUCUGUAAAUCCGCUCAACUAGAGAUAACACCGAUCGAGGCUCAAGUCAUUUCUAUAGGUCAUGUAAAUGAUUCCGCAGCCAAUGAAGGGUAUUAUAUUCCACAUUUUGCCGUGAUUAAGGACAGCUCAUCCACACCGUUACGAAUUGUAUUUGAUGCAUCAGCAAAGAAUGCUGAAUUUCCUUCCCUGAAUGCCAACCUAUUUUCCGGGCCAAAGCUACAGUCUAACAUUAUCACAAUUCUUCUUAACUUUCGUUUUGGCGAAAUUGCGUUAACGGCCGACAUUAAACAGAUGUACAGAAAUAUAUUAAUUCGUGAUCAAGAUAGACGAUUUCAAAGGAUACUUUGGAGAUUUUCUCCGGAAGAUCCCCUCGGCAUUUAUGAAUUAAACACUGUCACGUUUGGUAUUACGUCAUCUCCUUUUCAUGCGUUACGCACUAUUAAACAACUAGCUAAAGAUGAGAGCAAAAAUUAUCCCUUAGCCACUGAUAUAAUUCAAAAUGAUAUUUAUAUCGACGACGUGGUUACCAGUGCAGACACCGUCGAAAUCGCAAAACAACUUUACGUUCAAUUGUCGAGUUUGUUCCGUUCCGCGUGUUUUGAACUAGCGAAGUGGGCUUCGAAUGAUCGUCUAAUGUAUAAACAAUUUGAAUCACACCAUAAAACACAAAUUAAUUUUUCACAAACAAUUUCUGAAUUUGAUACGUCCGUUAAAGUAUUAGGAUUGAGAUGGGAUCCAAUUCAAGAUUGUUUUAAAUUUAAUAUCAACCUUUUCCAUCAAAAUUGGACAAAACGUCAUAUAUUAUCCACCAUUGCUCGUAUUUGGGAUCCUUUAGGUUUUAUUACGCCUAUUACCAUAAAAUUCAAAAUGAUCAUGAAAGAACUAUGGUUAUUAAAAUUGGAUUGGGAUGAGCCAUUACCUUCCUCGUUAGUUGCAACAUGGCUUAGUAUUUAUAAUCAACUUCCAGAAUUAAUUAAUCUUUCCAUUCCUCGAUUUGAAGGUACCAAAAAUUAUAUUCGUUGUUCGCUUUACGGUUUUGCGGAUAGUUCAGAAAUGGCUUAUGGAGCUGUGAUUUAUAUCAAGCCUUGCCAUGAUAAUAAAUAUUACCUUCUUAUUUCAAAAUCAAAAAUUACUCCAAUUAAAGUUCAAAGUUUAGCUAGAAAUAUAUGGUUUUACGGACUCGAUGAUUGUGCUUCAUUGGUUAAAGGACCAGCUCAUAGAUGGAAAACUUUUGUCGCAAAUAGAGUAACGAAAGUUCAUGAUUUACUUCCUUCUGCCAAGUGGUAUCAUAUUCCUUCCGAGGCAAAUAUUGCCGAUUGUGUUUCUCGUGGUUCAUUACCAAAUACAUUGCUUAAUAAUAGUAAUUGGUACACAGGUCCCUCAUGGCUUUACUCUCAAAGAAGUCAUUGGCCCAUACGUUCUACGUUAGAUUCCAUGCAAAAUGUUCCAGAAGAAAAAGUUUCAUCUUGCUUAGUGGCAAACUCCUAUUUCAACAAAGCCGAAUUAACUAUAAUCAAACUUAUCCAACAAAUCUAUUUUUUCGAAGAAAUUGAUUGUUUGAAAAUGAACAAGUUUCCUACAAGGUAUCGGACUUUACGACUAUUUUUACAUGAUGGGUUUUUAAGAGUUGGUGGACGUUUAACACAUGCUAACCUGAAUUUUGAUCAUAAAUUUCCCUUGCUUUUACCCAAAAAGGAUCACGUGAUAAAUUUAAUAAUUGAUUAUUAUCAUGAGAAACAUUUACAUGCUGGAACACAUUUACUCACUUCCAUUCUUCGUCAAAGAUACUGGAUUUUAUCCAUUCGCAGUAUUGUACGCCAACGUAUUCAUAAAUGCAAUAAGUGCUUUAGGAAUAAUCCUAAAUCCUUUACUCCUAUUAUGGCUGAUUUACCUUCUCCUCGUGUUAUGGAGGCAAAACCUUUUCAGCACACCGGUACUGACUAUGCUGGUCCCUUUCGCGUAACCAUGGAAAAAUUUAGGGGCGUAAAAAGUUCAAAAGCAUAUAUUUGUUUAUUUAUUUGUUUUUCCACAAAAGCAAUACACAUUGAGCUUGCCUCCGAUUUAACCACUUCGACGUUUUUAAAUUGUUUUAAGCGCUUUAUUUCACGAAGAGGUCCAGUCUCUUGUCUGUAUUCAGAUCGCGGAACAAAUUUCGUUGAUGCCAAAUCAGAACUGAAAGAUAUAUUUCAACUUAUUAACUCAAAAUCAUUUAGUGCAUCAUUGAACUCCGAACUUCACAAGCAUAAUAUCAAUUGGUCUUUCAAUCCGCCAGCCGCACCCCACUUCGGGGGUUUGUGGGAGUCCAACAUAAAAUCUAUAAAAGCGCAUUUAUAUCGAGUAAUAGGUGAACAAAUUCUUACUUACGAGGAAUUAAAUACCGUGUUAAUCCAAAUUGAGGCGCUUCUCAAUUCUCGACCAUUAUGCUGGAUGAGUUCCGAUCCAAGUGAUCCCCAACCUCUUACGCCAGCUCAUUUCCUCACUUUAACUCCCUUAAAUAUCCUUCCAUCAAAAAAUAUGUUGCAAAUAGAUUUACCCACGCGAAAACAAUUAAUUGAUAAAAUAAUACAAUCUUACUGGAAGAGAUGGCAUUUUGAAUAUUUAAGUGAUUUACAAUCACGUCAAAAGUGGAACACCCCUUCUCUCCCGGCUAAAAAGGGUAUGUUAGUUCUAAUCAAAAAUGAAAAUUUGCCUCCUCUUCAAUGGUCUAUGGGGGUUAUUGAAGACGUUUUUCCUGGAAAAGACGGAGAGGUGCGGACAGCUUUAGUAAGAACCAGGGCUACGUUAUUGAAACGCCCUGUAGUAAAGCUCUACACAUUUCCAUAUACAGUCCACGAAUACCAGCCAUCCGUGUGGUCUACUGAUCGAAUCAAGGCCACACCAUCGUCGGAUCCAACUCCUAUUCCAUCAACAAGUAAUAUGUCUUCAACAGCAACAAUGAAUCCAGAGUCCACUGCACGCGAUGUGAUUGAUUACACGAAUAAAAACCCAUGGCAAGAGAUAACUUCCGCUAAAAGACGUCGCCCGAACAACGCAGUAAGUAAUGUAAGCGUUCCCAUAAAAUUAGCCAACAAAUUUAGCGCUCUAGAAAACAAUGUUUCUAAACCAUCAGACGAGGCAACAGUUAAUAAAUCUACUCUUCCGCCUUUAUUUGUCUACGGCAGUGAUCGGGGAACUUUUGGAACCAUUACCCCAAAAUGUUUUUGUGCAACCUCUCAUUACCCCACAAAAAAUAACUAG
Ctenocephalides felis (cat flea) is the source of this 3741-nucleotide messenger RNA. RefSeq lists its product as uncharacterized. Gene Ontology annotation, molecular function: nucleic acid binding. The record is from RefSeq and is a predicted model, not a curated record. The coding region runs from base 1 to 3741 and encodes 1246 amino acids. Gene Ontology annotation, biological process: DNA integration. Lineage: Eukaryota; Metazoa; Arthropoda; Insecta; Siphonaptera; Pulicidae. The transcript is spliced from 6 exons.